AUGGAGGAGAAACGCCGCGACGCCCCUUCCUCCGCCGCAGAUUCCCCGGCAUCAGAGCCCGCCUCACGCCGCCGCGCCGGAACCAACAAGCGCAAGUCCGCAGCCCUCAGCGCCUCCGGUUCCUCCUCUGCCCCCUCCAAACGUGCCCCUCGCGACAAGCCCUCGCCCUUCCACCCUCCUCCCCUCCACAAUGGCCCCCUCACCCGCGCCCGCCAAACCCCCAACUCCCUCGCCGCAGCCUCCUCUUCCGCUGCUGCUUCUGCUCCCCCAGCCGUCAAACACUCCGAACGUACCCACCCAUCUGCUGCCGACUCCGCCGCGCUCGCCGAACAGCUCAGGAAGGAGAGCGAGUGGGAGACUCUGGAGGCCGCGAUUGAAGCGGAAUUCGAAGCUAUCAGAUCUCGCGGUGCCAAUGCGCACGUGGUUCCCACUCAUUGCGGUUGGUUUUCAUGGUUGUAUAUUCAUGAAAUUGAGAAGCAAAUGUUGCCUUCUUUCUUUAAUGGCAAGGCUGAAAAUCGGACACCUGAUGUAUACUUGGAGAUAAGGAAUUGGAUAAUGAAGAAGUUUCAUUCAAAUCCAAAUGUGCAAAUUGAAUCGAAAGAUAUGUCACAGCUUAAUGUUGGAGAUGCGGAUGCUAGGAAAGAGGUAAUGGAGUUUUUGGACUAUUGGGGUUUAAUUAACUUCCACCCAUUCCCUUCAAUGGAUUCUGCUGUGGCCACUGCCAGUGAUGAUGGGGAGGCCGAAAAGAAUUCUUUGCUUGAAAAAUUGUAUCACUUUGAAACUCUCCAAUUAUGUCCACCUGUUCAAAGGUCUAGCCAAACAACUCCAGCUGCGGCCUCUGGUUUGUUUCCAGAGUCUACAAUUGCUGAAGAGUUGGUGAAACAAGAGGGGCCAGCAGUUGAGAUGCUUGAGUACCAUUGCAACUCAUGUUCUGCUGAUUGUUCUCGCAAACGUUACCACUGCCAGAAGCAGGCAGAUUUUGAUCUAUGUUCCGACUGCUUUAGUAAUAGAAGAUUUGGCUCGGGCAUGUCUUCAUUGGAUUUUAUACUCAUGGAACCAGCUGAAGUUGCAGGGGUUAAUGGUGGAAAGUGGACUGAUCAAGAGACCCUUCUGCUCCUUGAGGCCUUAGAACUUUAUAAAGAAAAUUGGAAUGAGAUUGCAGAACAUGUUGGAACAAAAACAAAAGCUCAGUGCAUAUUGCACUUUGUUCAAAUGCCAAUUGAGGAUACCUUUGUUGAAUCUGAUGAUGAUGUUGAUACUGGUUGCAAAGAACCUGCAGAUCCAGUUGCGACAAACAAUGACUCAUCUAUGGACAAGGAUGCUUCAGAGUGUGUUGAGAAUGACACUAGCGAUGGCAUCAAAGACCAUGAUAAAACUUCCAAUGCGGAGAAUGUUGAAGUGAAGGUGAAUCAGGAAGAAAAUCUUAAGUUACAAGAAGGCAGUGAUGAGAAAGCUAGUCAGGGAACAUCUAAAUCAGAAGAUGCUGUUAAGGGGAAGUCUGAUGAGGAAGCAGGCAAUGACUGUGCUAUAAAUGCUCUUAAGGAAGCAUUUGCUGCUGUUGGUUAUUCUCCUGGACCUGAAGGCCCUUCUUCAUUUGCUGAAGUGGGUAAUCCUGUCAUGGCACUGGCAACUUUCCUUGCACACUUGGUGGGUACUGAUGUGGCUGUUGCGUCAGCUCAUAGCUCCAUAAAGUCCAUGUCAAGAAAUUCUCCUGGCAUUGAACUUGCUGCAAGGUGUUGCUUUCUUCUAGAAGAUCCGAUGGAUAAUAGGAAGGAACCAACUAGUUCUGAGAGGGAUUCUAAAAGCGAGGGAGAUCAGGAUGAAGUAAAUGUAAAGAAGGACCAACUGAUGUUGGAUGAUAAAGAUUUACCGAAUGAUUACAAUAAAGUGAACAUUGGAAGUAACACUUUAGAAGACAAGGGACAGCCGGCUUCUACAGAUGAUAAAGCCUCAGAAAAACCAAUUUCUUCAAAGGAGCAACCAAUGGUAAAUCAUGACAGUGGGCUUGACAAUUGCAAUGUUCCUGUCAGUGCAAAGCUAUCCAAUGCUCAAGCACCAGGCACUCUGCAUAAUUCAGGUGGUUCAAAAUCCAAGGAUGAAAUCCAAUCUAAUUCUGACAAGGUUCAGGAGGAAACUUUAACCGAAGAACCUUGUCAUUUUACGAAGGGCUUAUGUGCGUCUGAUUCGCUCCCAUCAGUGAAGAAAGAACUUAAGUCACUUAAAUCCAAUUUACCAGGAAAGCAUCCAAAGCCAGUAGAGACAUCAAAAUGUGAGACAGUUUCUGAUUCUAUUCCCCCAACUAAGAGUAAGUCUCAAAAUCCACAAACAACAAAUCCAGGUUCUGAAUCCGUAGAAACAACAGACUCAGCCAUGGAUGUUGAUGGAGUUUCUAAUUCCUUGCCAUCAGAAAAGAUUGACUCGCAGGAACUAUUAACAUCAAAAUCAUCCCAAUGUAAUGGAACAGAAAACGAUAUAGAUAUGAUGUCACCAUCAAAUCCAGUUAGACCAAAUUCUGGUGCUGAAAAUGAUGCAAGUACAGGUAAUGAUCAUGCAGAUAAUGGAGCAAAAAUGGAGGAUAAUGAGACGAAGACUAAACAGGAUAGCAAUUUUGAGAAAAUGAAACGUGCUGCAGUCUCUACACUUGCUGCAGCAGCAGUAAAAGCAAAACUUUUAGCAAAUCAGGAAGAAGACCAAAUCCGACAGCUUACGUCCUUGUUGAUAGAAAAACAGUUGCAGAAGUUGGAAACUAAGUUGGCCUUUUUCAAUGAUGUGGAGAAUGUGGUGAUGAGAGCAAGGGAGCAUGUAGAGCGAUCACGGCAUAAGCUUUAUCACGAGCGUGCUUUGAUUAUUGCAUCACGGCUUGGUUUACCAGCUUCCUCCUCUAGAGGUGUACCACCAACUCUACCAACCAAUAGGAUUCCUACAAAUAUUCCAAAUUCACUUCCAAGACCACAAAUGAUGAUGAUGAGUCCACAAAGGCCAUUUAUUUCUAGACCUGCAGGCACUGUAGCUACUACUCUUCAAAACCCAUUAGCAUCUUCGACUGCAACAGGGAAUUCAGUUCGACCUCCUAACCAGGAAAAACUUUCUUCUGUUGGGACAAAAUAA
Sphenostylis stenocarpa is the source of this 3108-nucleotide messenger RNA. The record is from the annotation of a GenBank genome assembly. NCBI's taxonomy places the organism in Eukaryota, Viridiplantae, Streptophyta, Magnoliopsida, Fabales, Fabaceae.